Molecule: messenger RNA, 3223 nt
Organism: Orussus abietinus
Lineage: Eukaryota; Metazoa; Arthropoda; Insecta; Hymenoptera; Orussidae
Product: monocarboxylate transporter 12
Exons: 11
Coding region: 446-2863 (805 amino acids)
Biological process (GO): monocarboxylic acid transport; transmembrane transport
Molecular function (GO): monocarboxylic acid transmembrane transporter activity
Source: RefSeq, a predicted model, not a curated record
UCGGCUCGUCGUCGUCAGCUCGUGGCGAGAGUCCGCGCGUGUCCGCGCGUGCCAGCGCAGGUGCGCGAUAUUCGCGCGAGUUGCGGGAGCCCGGGUCGCGGCUGAGACCGUAGGGGGCCGCGGCGUGGCGGCGGGACCCAUGGGCUCGCGAUGCCGGGGUCGGCGGUCCACUGAGGAGACCGGAGCCGCUCUCGAGACGGCGUCCUCGAGAAAGAUGGCAGCGGACUUCGACGACGCUCGCUCCUAAAGGCGGCCCUACCUCGACUCGGCCCUCCCUCCGGGGACCCUCGCAGGCCGAUUUCGAAACGCCCGGAGCGCGCACAGCUGCCGAGACUCCGCGGCGCGCCGUAUUAAUAGAAGCCCUCUCUCCGCCGCCCGCUCGCUCUCCUAACCUCCUUACGGGGUGCGCUUCCUCGACGCGGCGCCCAACGCGGGACCCACCAGGAUGUCGCGCGUCUCGCUCAACAAGUCACAGUACAGCCAGUACGGCUCGAGGCGGGUCCGGAAGAUCAGCACGACGGAGAGUGAGUACUCGGUGGAGGAGCAGGCACGAUUGACGAACACCGAUGGAGGACCCGAAGAGACUUCACCGGAAGAUGAGGCAGGAUCGCUCUGUGAAUAUCAUGAUAUACCACCACCACCUGAUGGUGGUUACGGUUGGGUGGUGGUAUUUGCAUCAUUCAUGUGUAACAUGAUAGUGGAUGGUAUUGCCUAUACCUUUGGUGUCUUCCUCGGAGAGUUUGUCAAGUAUUUUGGGGAGGGAAAAGGCAAGACUGCUUGGGUUGGAUCUCUUCUCUCUGGCAUGUACCUAAGUGCUGGUCCUGUCGUCAGUGCACUGACAAACAAAUAUGGUUGUCGAGCGGUGUGUAUGGCUGGCAGUUUCAUUGGAGCGGCGGCAUUUGUACUUUCAACCUUAUCCACCUCUGUAAAUAUGCUAAUGUUGACUUACGGUGUCAUGGGAGGUAUAGGGUUUGGUUUAAUAUACCUACCAGCUGUGGUAUGUGUAGGGUAUUAUUUCGAAACCAAAAGAUCGUUGGCUACGGGCAUAGCCGUUUGUGGUUCGGGUUUUGGUACUUUCGCAUUUGCGCCCUUAGCCACGAUACUAUUAGAAGCAUACAGUUGGAAAGGAGCAAAUCUGAUUCUAGCCGGCCUUAUUCUUAAUUGUGCGGUAUUUGGCGCCAUGAUGAGACCUUUGGAGUAUCCAAAGACUUCAUCCGUCAAACCGCUUCUGCAAAGAAUGGCCGAAGAAAAAAGGUUCCAAAUGGAACGUGGAAGUAUCGGCGGUUCGUACUUCAUGGUACAACUACCUGAUGGGUCAAUGGAGAAGAGGAUGAAAAUGCCUAUUAACAUCGAUCCUGGUGUACACUCUAGCUUCAACUUAGAUCAAUUAGUGCCUGUACCAACAGUACCGACUCUACCAACGAUCUCGGAAGUAAAAGUACAAGAGCACUCGUCCAGCGGAGCAACCAGCAACAGCGGCAGCAUGGAUUUGAAAGCAGUGUCGACCAAAUCCAGGAGCAGGAAGGCCGUAGACGAUAUCAAGGACACCAAAGAUACCACUGACAAAUCCGAGAACGAGUUCAACAAGCCAAACAUUCCCAGGAACGCUUCUCAGCCCGCCUUCACGACCCACGUUCAAGGAUUGCCUAAAAAUGGAUCCGUGCCCUUCUUCGACAGAAUUCGUAAGACCAGCACUGGCGAAAGGUAUAAGCCAUCCUUAAGUGCGAUCAAGAAUUCCAGGUCGACGUUGAAUUCGAACGGGGACAUUAGGAAGAGCUUGCAUCUGAGACUCUCGACGAAUAGCAUGCUAGGAUCUCGAAAUAAUAACACCGAAGUCGAUGACGGCGAGAGCAUUACCUUUACAAGUAAAUCUAGCAUACCGAAGGAGAAGCCCUUAAUGGUACGGCCCUUGUCCAGAAAGGAUAUUUUCUACAGUGGAAGCGUGGUGUAUCUGCCAGAAUACCAAAGUCAAAAGUCCCUUGCUAAUUACCGUCAAAGUGUGAUCUCACUUCCAAAAUCUGUACGCGGGGACGUUCGAGAUGGAGAUGUUGAAAAAGCACCACAGCAGCCACUUUGCCCAUGUCUAGUAUUGCCCGACUCCUUCAAAGAUGCCCUGGCAACGAUGAUGGACAUGUCCUUGUUGAAAGAUCCUGUAUUUCUUUUAAUUGGUAUUAGUAACGUUUUCGGAAUGGCUGGAUUAUACGUCCCGUUUGUGUACUUAGUGGAUGCCGCAGUUCUGGACGGAAUAGAGCCGAAUUCUGCAUCGUUUCUGCUAUCCAUUAUUGGAAUCACAAAUACUUUUGGACGUGUGGCCUGCGGCUACGUUGCGGACUUCCCACAAGUCGACUCUUUGUUGUUGAAUAACAUUUGCUUAAUUAUAUCCACCGUCGCGGUCGCAGCAACGCCUUUUUGCCACACUUACGCUGCUUAUAUCGUGAUGAGUAUCUUCUUCGGGAUAGCGAUAUCUGGAUACAUUUCGCUGACAUCGAUUAUUUUGGUGGAUCUCCUGGGCCUUGACAAGUUGACCAACGCUUUUGGUCUUCUGAUCUUAUUUAGGGGGGCAGCCGCCAUUGUUGGAUCGCCAUUGGCCGGAGUCGUUUACGAUGCGACACAAAGUUACAGUAUCCCAUUUUUUAUGGCAGGAUUUUUUUUCUUUGUCAGUACUAUCACCAGUUUCAUGGCGCCCGCGAUGAAACGUUGCACCACGCCGGAGGCACAACCUGUGAUAUUAGAUACAUUGACGCCUAUCGAUGAAGAUAUCGAAGAGGAAAAUGAAGAAGAAAUCCCGGAAAUAGUAGAAACUGCCCCUUCACCCCAAGAGCAACCCGAGAAGGAGAUCAAGCAAAUAGAAUCCGUUCUGUAAUUGAAGUCAAUGCCUCCAACACCGUUCUGUACAGAAAGAGAGAGAGGGAAAGAAGAAGUCGCCUUUACUCCGAGCCACGCUGUGAUAGGGCUGCCAUUUUGAGGAGAUCUUGAAAAAGGUAUUUCUUUACUUGUACGUAUUUAAUCGACGAAGCACAAAACGGGCGGCACAUACAGCGGGACAUUGGGCGUGUUCGCAAUUUGGAAAUUUGGCCGGUCUCGCUCAAUGUUAAGUUUGAACCGAUUCACGGAGUUUUGUCACAGGUGGGGGAGGGCUAUUGCCUUCUCGAGAAGUCGCUCUUGAAUAGGAUAUUUAAUUAACCUAAUCAGUAUCGAUCAACAGUAUGAAAAUUUCAGAAAA